AUGACACAACAACUUGAAAUGACGGAUUAUGUCGCAACAAGAUGGUAUCGUGCACCAGAAUUACUAGUUGGUGAUCGACAGUAUGGUACUGCUGUUGAUGUAUGGGCUAUUGGUUGUGUAUUUUGUGAACUUUACUCGGGUGUACCAUUAUGGCCCGGUAAAUCAGAUGUUGAUCAACUUUAUCUUAUUAGAAAAACUUUAGGCAAUCUUAUUGAUAAGCACAUAACUAUAUUAAAAAAUAAUCCACAUUACAAAAAUGUUCAUAUACCUGAACCCGAUAUAAUCGAACCAUUAGAACAAAAAUUUCCAUAUGUUACUGAAAGAAGUCUUGACUUUAUGAAAAGUUGUUUAGUUAUGGAUCCAGAUAAACGUUCUACAUGUAGUCAACUUCUACAACAUCCAUAUUUUGAUGGUUUUACAAAUGAAUUUGAACGUGAAAAAAAAGAACAAAUUAAACAUUUACAUCGUGAACAACAAAAAUUGAUACAACAACAAGUUAAACUUCAAAAUAAUGUUUAUGGGACGGGUGCAGGACAAAGUAAACCACAAAAUCAAGGAGGAAAAACUCUUCCAACUUUGACGGGCAUAACUGGCACACAAUUUACAAGUAUUCAUCCAACAUCAACUAAUCCAGGAGACUAUAUAAGACCAAGUCGUCUUGAAAUCUAUCUUGAUCCAGAUCAACGUAUUAAUGUGCCAAAAACACGUUUUGUUAAUACACAACAUCAAAAUACUAUGUCAACAAAUGAUCUAGAUAUAUCUGUAAAACCUUCACCACAAACAAAACGUUUAGCACAUGGAGAUAAUUUUACCCAUUUUCCAAAUAUUUAA
Messenger RNA from Rotaria sordida, 831 nucleotides. The record is from the annotation of a GenBank genome assembly. NCBI's taxonomy places the organism in Eukaryota, Metazoa, Rotifera, Eurotatoria, Philodinida, Philodinidae.